AUGAAGUUGUACAAUGGGACUGACGACCCUGAGGACUAUGUGGCCCAUUAUAAAUUAAAGAUGGGUGCAAUCGCCAUACCAUAUAGGAUGCAUGAGACGUGCAUGUGCAAAGGCUUUGGAUCAACUCUCACUGGUCCUGCUUUUCUUUGGUACAUCAACUUACCCAACGGCAGUAUCGCUUCCUUUGAGAAGCUAAUCAAGACGUUUAUGAUGCAGUUCUCAAGCAAUCGAAAAAUCCAUAAGUGUUCUGAUGACUUAUAUCUACUGCCACAGCGAGUGGGAGAAUCUCUCCGUGAUUUCUUGGCUAGGUUCAAUAUGGAGAAGGAUGCGAGGAGAAAACCAUCUAAUCCUCCUAAAGAAGAUAAGCGCCUUAAGAAGGAGCAAUCCACCGCUGGUGAGCCUAGCAAUAACUGGAGCUCCCACAAGUCGGGACCAUCAGAUUAUGCAAAGAAUUGCCCGGAGUAUCCUCUUCGGAUACAUCAGGUCGAGGAUGUGCAAGUCUUGAAGAAGAUAGGCAAUGAGGUGAAGUGGCCGCCCAAGAAAGAAACUGAAGGGUGGAAAGACCCUAAGAAGUGGUGCGAUUUUCAUCAAGAUAUUGGGCACACCACUUCUGACUACAGAGGCCUCAGGUAUGAGGUGGAUUACCUGUUGAAAAAAGGUAAUCUGAGGGAGUUACUAUCCGAACGAGGUAGGGCCAUCUGGGAAAAAAGGAAAGUUAAUGACCCAGAAGCGUUACCGCCGCCACCAUUGGCCACUCAAACUUACUGUGUAAUCUCUAGCGGGUCAGAGAUUAGUGGACUUUCUCAUACCUCUGCUAAGAAGCAUGAGAAGGAAGCAGCAAACCCAGCUGCUAAAAUGGCACGGUCUAUAGGGACUUUCACUAACCAAGUGAUGGUCUUUGCUGAUGACGAGGCCAUCCAGCUCCUACAUUCACACCAUGAUGCUUUGGUGCUUACGCUUCAGGUUGCAAACAUUAAUCUGAAGCGAAUCUUGAUUGAUAACUGA
This is a messenger RNA of Tripterygium wilfordii, 1005 nucleotides long. RefSeq lists its product as uncharacterized. Bases 1 to 1005 code for a protein of 334 amino acids. NCBI's taxonomy places the organism in Eukaryota, Viridiplantae, Streptophyta, Magnoliopsida, Celastrales, Celastraceae. The record is from RefSeq and is a predicted model, not a curated record. The transcript has 2 exons.